Molecule: messenger RNA, 6385 nt
Organism: Hyaloscypha bicolor E
Lineage: Eukaryota; Fungi; Ascomycota; Leotiomycetes; Helotiales; Hyaloscyphaceae
Exons: 4
Coding region: 1-6063 (2020 amino acids)
Biological process (GO): protein import into nucleus; mRNA export from nucleus
Cellular component (GO): nuclear pore
Molecular function (GO): structural constituent of nuclear pore
Source: RefSeq, a predicted model, not a curated record
AUGGCUGCUGCGGUACUAGAUGUCGACUACCUGUCGGCCUAUCUAAGUCUACCGCAACAGACUCUCAACUCCGUCCUCGAUUCCCCAACCACCGUCCUUGUUCAAUCCGUUCUCGAGGCAAUCACAGCAAAGGCGCGCGAGCACAAAGAGUUGGCGGCAGACAAACUUCGGGCAGAUAUUGAGCUAGAGAAUGCCGUGAGGAGCUCAGAGACGCGUAUCGAAGGUCUCAGAGCAAGCUUAGAGAAGUCGCAGAAGACCGUUGAAGUUGUACGGACAAAGCUGAAGGAAGAAGAAAAUGCGAGAUCAUCCCUCGAGACUGAGCUCCAGACACUCAAGUCCUCCUCCAGCACAUCGACCUCCGAGGUGGAAACUCUCCGAGCACGAGUCACGUCCCUCGAGGCUGCUAAUCGUGACACGAUCGUUGUUCUCGAAUCAAAGACCACCGCGAACGACGAACUUGCCAAGGACCUGCAGAAGCAGCAUCAAAAGGGCUUGGAACUUAGCCAACAAAUCACCUCUCUACAGCAAGCUGUGCAGAAUGCCAACUCUGCGGCUUCCAGCGCCAAAUUUAGGGAGCAAAAUCUCAAGCAAGAGGUUGAGUUGGCGAAGCGCAAUAAUGAAUGGUUUGAGAACGAAUUAAAGACCAAGAGCGCGGAGGCCUUGAAAUACCGAAAGGAAAAGGGUACUAGGAUUUCUGAGCUACAGCGUGAAAACGAGGAAGCAAACUCCAACCUGGAAGCUUUAAAGAGGACCGAGCAAGCGUUGAGGAACAGACUUGAGGACUUGCAGCAGAAGGCUGAAGAGUCUCUCAGCAAAGUUCAACAACUCCAAGAAGCAGCUGCAACUGCCGAGGAGGGUUUCCGUCAAGAGCUAGAGAGUGUGCGCCGACUUGCCGAACUUCAGACGCAACAAACAGAAACUCACCGCAAUAGACUCAAGGAGGUGGAGGCCGCACUUGAGAAGGCCAAGGAUGACGCCGCUGAGGAAGUUGGUAGAUGCCGACAGGAGGCCGAGGCUGAGAGACAGGACCGCGAACAGGCUGAGCAUCGCAUUGCUGAGUUAGAAGCGGAUGUCGACCGUCUUGAGGCCCUCGUAGCCGCACCACGUCCUGGCUCUGUACCGGGAACACCACGACAAGGUGUAAAUGGAUCCCUGCUAGGAAGGUCAGGCUCGCCCGCACAAUUUGGCACGCCUGGAUCCGUCAGAAGCAAAUCCGCCAUUACAGCAACCCAGGCUAUCGAGGAACUGUACAAAGUCAAGGGUCAGUUGGCAACAGAGAAGAGGAGAAGCGAACAGCUUAGUGCGAACUUGCAUGAGAUGGUGGAUACUUUAGAGGCUAAGCAGCCCGAAAUUGAAGAGCUCCAAGCCGAACAUGAACGUCUCCAACAGGAAGUUAUCGAGAUGUCGAAAUUUGUGGACCAAACUGGAAAGGAGAGAGACCGUGCCAAAAAGGAUGCUAGAAAGGCGGAAAGCGAAUUGUCCACGGCUAAGGCCGAGGCCAAUAUACUUCGUCAACAGCUCCGAGAUCUCAGCGCCCAGAUUAAGAUGCUAUUGUGUGAUCUGGACGCGCGAGAGCGUGGAUUGGAUGCAUUGAACCCUGCAGAACGAACCCAGCUCGAACGCCUAGCUCGCGGCGAAGUUAGUGAAGAGGCCUUGGAAGGAAUGACUGAUACCGAUCGAUUCAUCAGUCAACGAUUAACAGUAUUCCGAAGCAUCAGCGAGCUCCAGGAGAAGAACCAAGAGCUUCUCAAGAUCACAAGACAGUUGGGCGCCCAGAUGGAGAGUGAAGAAGCUUUGGCAGCCAAACAUCAAGCCGCGAAGGAUCACGAAGAGGUCCAAACGCUCCAGUCGAAGAUUGAGAAUUACAAGGACGAGCUGCAGUCAAUGAUCACUCGAUCUGAAAGUUACAUUAAGGAGAGAGACAUGUUCCGUCGCAUGCUUCAACAUCGUGGCCAACUUCCACCUUCAUCAGAUCUUGCUUCUGUUUUUGGUCAAUCUGUUGAUGGAAAUCAAAAUGGCCUCAUGCAAACUAUUGAGCAAGGUGGCAAUAGGGAUAAUGCCAACUACGCCGUUUUGCUUCGGGAACUUCAAACUCACUUUGACCAGUACAGGGAGGAGCAGACCGUUGAUCGCCGAACUUUGAAAGAGCAAGUAGAGAAGCUGUCCAUUGAGAAAGGUACACUUCACACUGAAGUUGCGAAGGUUACCAGUCAACUCACCCUCAUCAAUGAACGCCACGAAAUUUUGACUUCCAAUUACGCUAUGCUGGAGAAAGAGAAUACCGAGCUGAAGAAGCGAUCCCAAGUUCUUUCCGAAGCCUCAGCGAAGCAAGAUAUUCGGACUCAGCAGGUCGCUGAGGAUCUGGUUGAGGCAAAGGGGCUCCUCGAGAGUAUGCGCAACGAGAAUGCCAAUCUCAAGGCGGAGAAGAAACUCUGGAAGGAUAUCCAAGAUCGACUGAGCCAGGAUAACGAGGGCUUAAUGAAUGAACGUACCAGACUGAACAAUCUGGUCGCCAAUCAACAAACUCUUCAAAAUGAGCGCGAACUCGCAGAUUCCGAGGCGCGACGACGCUUGCAAGCACAGGUGGAGUCUCUCGAGGCUGAGUUAAGCACCACAAAACGCAAACUCAACGAUGAAGUGGAGGAUAGCAAGAAAGCCCAACUGCGGAAAGAAUACGAUUCUCAACAAAACCAGAAGCGUAUCGAUGAUCUUGCGUCAACCUUGAGUCAAGCUCGGGAAGAGUUGGUGGCAGCAAAGACUACGCGUGACCACCUUCAAGCACGCGUUGACGAACUUUCCAUCGAACUCAAGAGUGCCGAAGAGCGUUUUGAGUUACUCCAGCCAAGACCAACACCUCGCCCAGGCACCAAUGGGCAAACAGUCGCUCCUCCAAGUGAGGCUUUCCCUGAAGGCGAGCUCACUAGGGAACAAGAACUAGCCAUUGAAGUCUCGGAGUUGAAGCGAGAUCUUGACUUGUCGAAAUCGGAGCUUGAGAAUACUAGGAGCCAGAUGGAGCAGUACAAGUCUAUUAGCCAGUCCUCUGAAGAAGAAUUGCAAAGUCUAAACGCAACUCAAGACCAAUAUCGAGAGGAGAUGGACCGCAUCAUCGAGGAGAAGGAUGCCAAGAUUCAUGAACUUCAGCAGAGAGUGGACGAUAUCUCGGCGGAGCUCAGUAACACCAACAACGAGUUGACCACAUUACGAAACCAGCAGUCGGAGGUUGCCAGACAAGCCGAGGAAGAAAAGGCGAUACUCGAAGCUGAGAUUUCUCGACUGAAGGACGAAGAUGAGAGACACGCCACUGCGGCGCAAUUUCAUCAACAAGAUCUCCGAGCACAAGCAGUAAUCGCUACAAAAGCCCAAGAAGACUACGAAGAUGAAUUGGUCAAGCAUGCCGAAGCUGCAAAAUUGCUGCAAAAUCUACGGGCCGAACAUAAUCAACUGAGGACGGAGUCUGCGAGCCUUAAGGCUGAUGCUGAAUCCGCGAGAGCUGCAUUGAGCCAAAACGAGAGCUCUUGGGAAGAACGUCGUCAACAUUUCGAACAAGAGCUGCAGGAGUUGAGGACACGACGUGAUGAUUUGAACGCCCAAAACAAGCUUCUUCAUCAACAGCUUGAAGAUGUUGGAGCCCAGAUCUCAGCCCUCCAGCAAAGUCGUGCUACACAUGCCGAAAAUGUUGAUUCUGGAUCAUUCGCUGCUGAGUCUUCAAACGAUCGAGCCGCGGAUGGGCUUCGUGAACUGAACGCUUUCUUGAGGCGAGAGAAGGAAAUUGUUGAAGUUCAAUAUGAACUCAAGGUCCAGGAAGCUAAACGCCUGCAACAGAAGCUUGACUAUGCACAGUCACAAUUGGAUGAGAGCAGACUGAAGCUCGAUCAAGAGCGCCGUUUACACGCAGAUGGCGGUCGCAGCUCUGUUGCACACAAGGAUCUCAUGGAGAAGCUUAAUGAAUUGAACCUGAUGCGCGAAAGCAGUGUUACCUUACGGAAUGAGACUCGGCAAGCUCAGACACAGCUAGCAGAAAAGACUAAGCGCGUUGAACAACUCAUGGAGCAGAUGCAACCUCUGGAAACCAAGAUUCGCGAACUUGAGCAUGGAAGGGAGACGAUGGAUGGAGAAAUGCGUCUAUUACAAGAAGAUCGCGAUCGCUGGCAAAAACGCACCCAAGACAUCAUUUCCAAGUAUGACCGCAUCGACCCUGCUGAGAUGGAACAACUCAAGGAGUCCCUCGAAUCUUUGCGAGCUGAGCGGGAUUCCCUCCUUGAAGAACAACAACCUCUUCAAGAAAAGUUGCAGAGCUUGGAAUCUGAAAAGGGGACAUGGCAACAGUCACGGACAAAAUUGAUCGAGCAAGCCAAGGAGAGGAGCCGUGUUCAAACCAAGGAAAACAAAGACAGAACAGCUGAGAGAGAUGUUGCUCUGCAGGAGAGAGAUUCUCUUCAACAACAACUGUCUGGACUGCGACAGGAGCUUGAGAUAGCUGUUCGAGAGAAAGAAGCUGCAGAGCAGCAGCUCACAUCUCUAAAGCAGGAACUCGAAACAGUCAAGUCCGAACGAGAACGUGCUCUAGCUGCUGCUUCUCAAUCGCCUGAGCAAGCUCCAGCGACACCAGUCGCAGAACGAACAACUUCGGUCGACAACCAGCAACUUGCAGAUUUGCGUAAAGAGCUUGAGAAAGUGUCCCAAGAAAAACAAUCUCUAGAGGCUCAACUGAAGGACUUGCGAGAGCAGCUCGAGAAGUCCAAUUCAGAGCGCGCCUCUGCGGUUGCUGAGGCCGCCGCAGCCCAGUCACGGCAGACGACCCAUUCCUCCGACACAACCAUGCAGAAUGGCACUGAAGACGGGCAGAUCGACGAGACCCCAAACAGCGGUCUCUCGGAAAAUGAGAGAAAUGUAUUAGAGGAACGCAUUGCUGCAGCCGAGGCGAAGUUUAAGGAACAAGAGGAGAGGGCCACAAAAAUUGAGGGGCAGGUGGAGGCCACACUGAAGACCCGUUCGGAAAAGAUGAAGGACCAAUUGAAUAAGAGGCUUGUACAGGCUAGAGAGACUCAGAAGGCUGAAUUGGAGGCUGAGUACAAGCUCAAACUGGACCAGGAGAAGCAGAUAUGGCUUGCAGAAUCUAAGACUGCUGCCACGGUAGCAACAACGCAAGCGAAGCCAUCUGAAAACGUCCCUGCAACUCCUGCAACUCCUGCCCCCGGAACUCCGAGCCAAAACCCGCCUCAAGCAAGUCCUUCAGUCCCUCAUUUAUCUGACAAGGAGGUCCGCGAAAUUCUUCAGAACAAUGCCACAGCUCGAGAGAUCUUUAAGGGUAACUUGACCAAGAGGGUCGCGGUCGAAACUCAGAAGCUCAAAGACGAGCAUACGAAAGUGCUGGCCGAAGCACAGCAAAAGGCUGAAGCCCAAAGACUUCAGUCCGUAAUGAUGGAGGGCAAGAAGUCACACCUGAAGAUCAACAUGUCAGAGAACAAGGCGAAGCUGGCCACGGGCAAGCUCGAGAUUGUCGAGAAAGCGGCACAAGAGACACCUCAGAAGCCAGUGGUCGAGGUUUGGGAGGAGGUCAAGAAUUACAAACCUCCCCCUGUCCCCACUACAAAUCCUGAGCCAGCCCCGCAGUCGAAUGGGACUUCUGCAGCAGUCUCGAAACCACUUGAGGUCAAGACCGAAGCAGCCAGCAAUGGGCCACCUCAGGUACCCCAACCACAAUCAUCUACCACUCCUGCUUUGUCAAAUGGUACACCCGCUGUGGCUGCCAGCAACAUUCCUGUACCUUCUCAACCUGGUAAUCCUGCUCAACGGGUUUCCUCACUCCCAACGAUGCGAGGCAGCACGACCAUGCGAGGACGCGGUGGAGCACAGGUUUAUCAAGCACGCGGCGGUGGUCAAACAGGGCAAGGCGGACGCGGUAGAGGUGGACCUCCGCAGAGAGGUGGUCUGAAUGCUUCAGCGACCCCUUACAGUCCUACUGGCACGGCGGGCAUCAAACGAGCUCGGGACGAAGGAUCUAUUGGAGGUCCUCAGCAGGGCAAUGCUGGGAAGAGACCUCGUGGAGGCGGACCAAACUAAUGAGCGGAAAAAACAUGUCUUGUUUGUAUGAUAUCUGUUUAUUGCAUAGCCUGGGACGGGCUUUCAUUUGUGGAGCUAAAGAAUGGGCGUUUGUGGGGGCUGUGUGGAAACAUUGUAUCUAGUAGCUGCGCUGCUAUUUCCUGAGCAUCAGUGGCAAGAUUCCCAAGAAGAGGAUCAAUCUCAGAAUUGAAAAUGGUUUUUGAGUCAAGACUUGUCAUUGAAACUUUGCUAGAUUGCUGGGUAUAAGUUUCUUCAACACUUCGAUUUGCCUAGCAACCAUUUUCAAUUUCAAGUCCUCAACACCACUACUGUCUAAUCUCCG